CAACAGGCGCGGAAAUUCUUGCUGGGGUCGGAAACUUUGGUGCUGAAUUGAGAGUGGCAGCGGUAGGUCAGUCAUAAAGUUAAUAAUAAAGACAACCGAAGCACGCCUGGAAAUUAUUAAAAAGGUACAGUAAAAUUUAUUUAAUUUGACAGAGAAUCAUUCCGACUUUACUGAAAACAGCAGCCGUAUUGAUGGAGGACGUCACGCGGCUUGUGUCGUCGGGCGACGAUGUGAAGGUCUGGAGCUCCGCUUCCAUGACUGUUCUGGAGCAGUUCAACCCUCACAGUGCCCGACAUCCAGUGUCUCGUGUGUGUUGGAGCAGCAACAAUCGGUAUCUGGUGACCGCCAGCAGCAGUGGGGACAAGCUGGUGGUGUCCAGUUUGAAAUCAUCCCCUAUCCCUCUGGUUGAGCUUGGAGAGGGGAGGAAGCAGACCCGCAUCAGCUUGAAUUCCACCUCCCAGUUCCUUGUGAGCGGUGGCCUGGACUGCAGUGUCAACAUUUGGGAUCUGAAGACCAAGAAGUUGCACCGCUCCUUGCAGGACCACAAGGAAGAAGUGACCUGUGUGUCCUUCAAUGGCAACGACAACUACAUAGCCUCCGGAUCCACCAGCGGCGAUAUCAUCCUGCACAGCAUCACCACCAACCUGUCCAGCAAGCCGUUUGGUCAUGGUGCUAUACAGCCCAUCCAUGACCUGAAGUACUCGUUUGUGAAGCGGUCACUUUUGGGCACGGUGUCAGACAGUGGCGUGGUUGUGUUGUGGGAUGCCAACACGCAGAAGGAGCUGCACUCAUUCCCGGAGAAACACAAGGCCCCUGCUUCCGGGCUUGCCUUCUCACCCACCAGCGACCUCCUCUUUGUCACUGUGGGUCUGGACAAGAAAAUCAUCUGUUACGACACCUCCAGCAAGAUGGUUUUGCGAAGCAUGCGAGCAGAGUCCCCUUUGACGGCCAUUGACUUCAUGCCAGACGGAGCGGGGCUUGCUGUGGGCUCCACUCAGGGAAAAGUGUAUCUGUAUGACCUCCGGAACCUCAGUGCACCCGUGAACGUGGCCAUCGCGCAUAAGACCUCUGUCACCUGCCUCAGCUUCCAGCACAUCCAUUCACGUCAUACCAAGUCGAGCAAAGUGGGAUCCAGCAAGACGUCCUCCACUGUACCCAGCAAGAGGACGUCGGUAAAACUGGAAGAUCCUGCUGGACCUGAUCCCACGCCUGUCCCUAGCCCCUCUAGUGCAGCGUCGACGUUUUCCAUAUCCAUGGUGACCCAACAUGGCUCCCAAGCCGUGUCUGACCAGCACAUGGCAGAGAAAGCAGAUGGCGGCAUGGAUGUCAUGCUCCGCAAGGAAGAUGAGGGCCAGCAAGGUGGGGACCGGCUCCCCAGCAUGGACAGGUUUAAUAACGUCGGCCGGAACAGCCUGGACAUCUUCUCGCCAGUGCGAGAGGACUACAAGGCCCUCAGGCUGAGUGUAGACCCUUCAAGUGGAAAGAAGAAAGAUGAGUUGGACUUCCUGUCACAGUACGCCAGAGUCACUGACCCCCGCAGGACCCCCCUGGGCACACCAGGGAGCAUCGGGCCCAGUUCCGUGUUCCAGACCCCUCCUCCAAUCAGGGAGGAAGAAACCUCACCGCUAGUACUGCCGCAGAUAAUGGAAUGUCGAACGGGUGAUAAAGAUCUGAGUGAAGGUCUCACGUUGGAGCUAGACUCGCAGGCUGUGCCCGGCAGCACGGGGCCCCCAGCACGUACUCCUGAGGCCACCCUAAGGAGUGGGAGGGAGGGCGUGGCCCCGCUCCGCUUCGACACACCCGUCAACGGGGCCACCCCUGCCGCUGCACGCAAACCUCCAGGUGUGGAGUCUGUGGCCUCCUCCCUCACUGAGCGAAUCGCAGAGAGUGUUGGCGUUGAGGGGGGCGGGGCUCCACUCUCGGCCCUGCAGGUGCAUUUCAUCCGCAAUAUGAUCCACGAGGCUCUGGAGGACUUUAGGGAUGCCUGUCACAGGGACAUUGUGAACCUGCAGGUGGAGAUGAUCAGACAAUUCUACAUCCAGCUGAACGAGAUCCACGGCCUGAUCGAGAGAUACUCAGUGACCGACUCGCUGGUGGAGGAGAUCGAGUGUCUCAAAGAGGAGAACAAGAGGCUGAAGACCAACUACUGAGUGGCGAGAGCCUGUCUCUCUCAGCAUUAAUCUCCGGACCCCCCCCCCCCACACGGGCAGAAUAUGCAUGACGUGGGUAGGGGUGGUGUUCAUCCAGCUUCACCUCUGUGCUUUGAGAAGAGAAGGGCUUUUCGUUUUUUUCUCCCUUUCCUCUUUCCUCUUGUGGAUGGUCGGCGGCCAUUGUGGCGCCUGUCGUUUAGUGACUCACGACUAUAGCAAAGUGCCUUAUCACUAACACCAGCUUACCGGAGCACCUGUGCUGAGCCUGGGUGAAAGCGCGCGGUGGCUGGCUGGUGGGAAGGGCGGGUGUCGCCCCAGGAGAGCUCUGCUGCUCCACCCCCCACCCCCCCAAUUCUCCCAGCCUUACAGGUUAUUCAGUAUUUUACUUUGAGUUAGCACGGUUUUUACAGGUGCAUACCAGCUCCCUGUUGGAAGGGAGCCAGGGCGACAUAAAUUUACACCUGCGAAACAAGACUAUCAAACACCCCCCAAAGGGCUUUCCUCACUCAGUUUUCACGGGUGUCCUGGUUUGCAAAAAAUAAAUAAAAAAUGUUCUAAACAGCAGCUAAUUAGAAGGUCACGCACCUGUGGGAUUGGAUGUAAGGGCUACAGACCUGAAAGUUUGAGAAAUGUUUGCGUGUGUGUGUGUGUGUGUGUGUGGGGGGAUGGAUUAUGGACUUGCAGCAAUAAAUUAUCAGGUGUGUAUGACCUGG
Molecule: messenger RNA, 2863 nt
Organism: Brienomyrus brachyistius
Lineage: Eukaryota; Metazoa; Chordata; Actinopteri; Osteoglossiformes; Mormyridae
Gene: nedd1
Product: NEDD1 gamma-tubulin ring complex targeting factor
Exons: 15
Coding region: 192-2150 (652 amino acids)
Biological process (GO): microtubule nucleation; mitotic cell cycle
Cellular component (GO): ciliary basal body; spindle pole; pericentriolar material
Molecular function (GO): gamma-tubulin binding
Source: RefSeq, a predicted model, not a curated record